CGACUGAGUGAACCAUCUCGUUCACAGAGGAUCUUGGGUUCCGCUGUGACCGGACGGACCAGUCCCGUCUGACCUGUAGUGAAACUUCCGCAGUGUCAGCGCUUCUGAGCCCGAUAUAAAAUGCCGCCUCCUGUCUUUCACCCUCUUCUGAGUGGAGACAGGGUCUGACAAACUGUUUACCAGAACCAAACAACAACCACUGCCUCUUGCGUAACAAAAUAAAAUGACCACCUCCGCUCAGCCCAUAUUCUCCAAGGGAGAGGACUGCAAGGCACACUGGGAGGACGCUAGCGCUGGCUACAAUGAAGCCGAUACACACCUCCAGAUCAUGGGCAAACCCGUAAUGGAGCGCUGGGAGACACCGUACAUGCACUCCCUGGCCACCGUUGCAGCCUCAAAAGGCGGUCGGGUUCUGGAGAUUGGUUUUGGUAUGGCCAUCGCCGCCACUAAAAUUGAGUCUUUCCCGAUUGAGGAGCAUUGGAUCAUUGAGUGCAAUGACGGUGUCUUCACCAGACUUGAGAACUGGGCCAAGUCUCAGCCCCAUAAGGUCGUCCCUCUGAAGGGCCUGUGGGAGCACGUUGUUCCCACCCUGCCAGACAACCACUUCAAUGGUAUCCUGUAUGACACAUACCCUCUGUCAGAGGAGACAUGGCAUACCCACCAGUUUGACUUCAUUAAGGGCCACGCUCACAGGCUGCUGAAGGCCGGCGGUGUCCUCACCUACUGCAACUUGACCUCCUGGGGCGAGCUGCUCAAGACCAAAUACGACAACAUUGAAAGGAUGUUUGAGGAGACUCAGGUGCCUCAUCUUCUUCAAGCUGGCUUUAAGAAGGAGAAGAUUAGCACCACCACAAUGGACAUUGUACCACCCAGCGAAUGCAAAUACUAUUCCUUCAAUAAGAUGAUCACUCCCUCCAUCCUCAAAGAGUAAAGUCUACAGACACUACUUUAGCUUUUUUUUUUUUAUUCAAAUGUGCCUUUUGACCUGACCCCACUGACCUCAUUCUGUUUCACUGUCCGCCACAUUUCAAUAAACCCAAGCCCAUCCCUCUG
Monopterus albus (swamp eel) is the source of this 1053-nucleotide messenger RNA. RefSeq names its product guanidinoacetate N-methyltransferase (gene gamt). Lineage: Eukaryota; Metazoa; Chordata; Actinopteri; Synbranchiformes; Synbranchidae. Gene Ontology annotation, biological process: creatine biosynthetic process. The transcript is spliced from 6 exons. Bases 224 to 931 code for a protein of 235 amino acids. Gene Ontology annotation, cellular component: nucleus; cytoplasm. Gene Ontology annotation, molecular function: guanidinoacetate N-methyltransferase activity. The record is from RefSeq and is a predicted model, not a curated record.